AUGAAUUUUGAAGGUGAUGCAUCAAAAAAUCUCCUUUUUAUUGAUCAUUUCAAAAAAUUUCUAAACUAUUAAAAACGAAUAUUUUAUAUAUUAUCAAGUCAUCAAAAAGUGAUGGCAAAGACAUCAGUCACAUUAUUUUUAUGCUUAUUAUUGUUGACAAGCCAUUGUAGCCCAAAAGAUUUCGUUGUUAAUCCUCAACAAUAUAAAGAAUAAAGAAAAAAGUUGUGAUAAUUGUUCUAUUCUAGCAAUUUGCGAUCUAAUACUAAAAAUGACAGCCUUUUGUAAAUUGAUUAAUACAAGCGAAGUUUUUUAAUUUCAGAGAACAUCCUUAGCAUAAAUGAAGAAUAGAUAAAAUUUACAAAUGAAAAAUUAGUUGCUAACUAAGAGUCUAAAUAAAAAUUAUAAAAUAUAGAAGAAAAUAUUGAUAGUAGAAAAUAGUAGUUUAAUAAAGAAUUAGAUAAUUAUUAGGAUUAAACAUAACCAUAAGCAGGAAAUAAUAAAAUUGUUUAAACUAAAUAAUAAUAAUAAAUUUCUAAAUAUGACAAUCAAAGCUUAGAGUAUGAUAAAAUUGAAAGUGAAAAUUUGGGUAUGAGACAAUAAGAGAGACAUAAUAAUGUAAAGAAAAUAAACAAAAGCUAUGCUAUGUAAGAUUAGUAAGACGGGUAAUAAGAUGAGGAUCCUAUAGAAUCUUAAGAUUAAAGGUAAGGGGAAGAAACGAAAGAAGAGCAACCUGCGGAAGAAACUAAAGAAGAGCCACCAGCUGAAGAAACAAAAGAAGAGCCUCCAGCUGAGGAAACUAAAGAAGAACCCCCUGCUGAAGAAACAAAAGAAGAGCCACCAGCUGAAGAAACGAAAGAAGAGCCUCCAGCUGAGGAAACUAAAGAAGAACCACCAACUGAAGAAACAAAAGAAGAGCCACCAGCUGAAGAAACAAAAGAAGAGCCUCCAGCUGAGGAAACUAAAGAAGAACCCCCUGCUGAAGAAACUAAAGAAGAGCCACCAGCUGAAGAAACGAAAGAAGAACCUCCAGCUGAAGAAACAAAAGAAGAACCUCCAGCUGAGGAAACUAAAGAAGAGCCACCAGCUGAAGAAACAAAAGAAGAGCCACAAGCUGAAGAAACGAAAGAAGAACCACCAGCUGAAGAAACUAAAGAAGAACCUCCAGCUGAGGAAACUAAAGAAGAGCCACCAGCUGAAGAAACGAAAGAAGAGCCACCAGCUGAAGUAACGAAAGAAGAGCCCCCUGCUGAAGAAACUAAAGAAGAACCCCCUGCUGAAGAAACAAAAGAAGAACCUCCAGCUGAGGAAACUAAAGAAGAGCCACCAGCUGAAGAAACAAAAGAAGAACCUCCAGCUGACGAAACGAAAGAAGAACCACCAGCUGAAGAAACAAAAGAAGAACCACCAGCUGAAGAACAAACUAAACCAGAAGAAGAAACCAAGCUAGAAGAGGAAACAAAACCUGAAGAGGAAGUUAAACCAGAAGAAGAAACAAAACCUGAAGAGGAAACUAAACCAGAAGAAGAAACAAAACCAGAAGAGGAUACUAAGCCUGAAGAAGAAGCCAAACCUGAAGAAGAAACUAAACCAGAAGAGGAGACUAAACCUGAAGAAGAAGCCAAACCUGAAGAGGAGGCUAAGCCUGAAGAAGAAACUAAACCAGAAGAGGAGACUAAACCUGAAGAGGAGGCUAAGCCUGAAGAAGAAGCCAAACCUGAAGAAGAAACUAAACCAGAAGAAGAGACUAAACCUGAAGAGGAGGCUAAGCCUGAAGAAGAAGCCAAACCUGAAGAAGAAACUAAACCUGAAGAAGAAACUAAACCAGAAGAGGAGACUAAACCUGAAGAGGAGGCUAAGCCUGAAGAAGAAGCCAAACCUGAAGAAGAAACUAAACCUGAAGAAGAAACAAAACCAGAAGAGGAGACUAAACCUGAAGAGGAGGCUAAGCCUGAAGAAGAAGCCAAACCUGAAGAAGAAACUAAACCAGAAGAAGAAACAAAACCAGAAGAGGAGACUAAACCUGAAGAGGAGGCUAAGCCUGAAGAAGAAGCCAAACCUGAAGAAGAAACUAAACCUGAAGAAGAAACUAAACCAGAAGAGGAGACUAAACCUGAAGAGGAGGCUAAGCCUGAAGAAGAAGCCAAACCUGAAGAAGAAACUAAACCUGAAGAAGAAACUAAACCAGAAGAGGAGACUAAACCUGAAGAGGAGGCUAAGCCUGAAGAAGAAGCCAAACCUGAAGAAGAAACUAAACCUGAAGAAGAAACUAAACCAGAAGAGGAGACUAAACCUGAAGAGGAGGCUAAGCCUGAAGAAGAAGCCAAACCUGAAGAAGAAACUAAACCUGAAGAAGAAACUAAACCAGAAGAGGAGACUAAACCUGAAGAGGAGGCUAAGCCUGAAGAAGAAGCCAAACCUGAAGAAGAAACUAAACCUGAAGAAGAAACUAAACCAGAAGAGGAGACUAAACCUGAAGAGGAGGCUAAGCCUGAAGAAGAAGCCAAACCUGAAGAAGAAACUAAACCUGAAGAAGAAACUAAACCAGAAGAGGAGACUAAACCUGAAGAGGAGGCUAAGCCUGAAGAAGAAGCCAAACCUGAAGAAGAAACUAAACCUGAAGAAGAAACUAAACCAGAAGAGGAGACUAAACCUGAAGAGGAGGCUAAGCCUGAAGAAGAAGCCAAACCUGAAGAAGAAACUAAACCAGAAGAAGAAGCUAAACCUGAAGAAGAAACUAAACCAGAAGAGGAGACUAAACCUGAAGAGGAGGCUAAGCCUGAAGAAGAAGCCAAACCUGAAGAAGAAACUAAACCUGAAGAAGAAACUAAACCAGAAGAGGAGACUAAACCUGAAGAGGAGGCUAAGCCUGAAGAAGAAGCCAAACCUGAAGAAGAAACUAAACCAGAAGAAGAAACUAAACCUGAAGAAGAAACUAAACCAGAAGAGGAGACUAAACCUGAAGAGGAGGCUAAGCCUGAAGAAGAAGCCAAACCUGAAGAAGAAACUAAACCAGAAGAAGAAGCCAAACCUGAAGAAGAAACUAAACCAGAAGAAGAAACAAAACCUGAAGAGGAGGCUAAACCAGAAGAGGAAACUUAACCAGAAGAAGAAACAAAACCAGAAGAGGAUACUAAGCCUGAAGAAGAAGCCAAACCUGAAGAAGAAACUAAACCAGAAGAAGAGACUAAACCUGAAGAGGAGACUAAACCUGAAGAGGAGGCUAAGCCUGAAGAAGAAGCCAAGCCUGAAGAAGAAACUAAACCUGAAGAGGAGACUAAACCAGAAGAGGAUACUAAGCCUGAAGAAGAAGCCAAACCUGAAGAAGAAGCCAAACCUGAAGAAGAAACUAAACCAGAAGAAGAGACUAAACCUGAAGAGGAGACUAAACAUGAAGAGGAGGCUAAGCCUGAAGAAGAAGCCAAACCUGAAGAAGAAACUAAAUCUGAAGAAGAAACUAAACCAGAAGAGGAGACUAAACCAGAAGAGGAGACUAAGCCUGAAGAAGAAGCCAAACCUGAAGAAGAAGCAAAACCUGAAGAGGAGGCUAAACCAGAAGAUUAAACUAAACCUGAAGAGGAAGAAAAUGAACCUCAAGAAGCUAAACCAGAGGAAGAUGAAACUAAACCUGAAGAAGCAGAAAAGUCAGAAGAAGAAGCUAAGCCUGAUGAAGAACCUUAACAAGAUGAUGAUAAACACGACGAAGAAGUUGAUUAAGAGGAUAUAUAAAGUGAACCUGCUUCUGAAAAUGAGUAAGAGAGUGAGCCACCAUCGGAUGAUGACAAUGAAAGUGAACCUGGUUCAGAUGAGGAUAAAGAUAAUGAAGACAACAAGGAUGACAAUAAUGUUGAUGAUUAGGAUAAAGAUGAUCUUGCAUAAGAUGAUGUUUCUGAUAAAUCUGAUGAAGAGCCGACUGAUGGUAAACAAUCAGAUGAUAAAAAUGAGAAGGAAGAUGAAGACGAUGAUGAUGAUUUUGCUUAAUUAGCUUUAGCUCCAGAAAUUGAGUAAGCAAAAUAAUAAGAAAAUGCAUAAGAAGGAGAUAAGAAAAUAUCAGAAUAUGGGUACUAAUUAGGAAUGUGGGUGGCAACCAUAUUCUAUUUGGCUUUAUGA
Molecule: messenger RNA, 4107 nt
Organism: Paramecium pentaurelia
Lineage: Eukaryota; Ciliophora; Oligohymenophorea; Peniculida; Parameciidae
Source: the annotation of a GenBank genome assembly